AUGAGGGUGCACGAAGAUGACGUGCACCGGUGCGGCCGCUGCCAGUCGGAGUUCACCUCCCUGGAGGAGUUCGUGCAGCACAAGCUGCAGAAGAUGUGCCAGCGAGCGCCAGAAGCUCCUCUCGCUGCCGCGCCCGCGGGGCUGCUCGGCCAAGAAGUCGUGCCUGCUGUGGAGGAGGCAAUAACUGUUGCUCACAUCGUGGUUGAAGCAUCUUCAAUAGCAGAGGAGAUCAGCGGCGCAUCCGCCAUCGUAGGCAGCGGGCACAUCAAAGAAGUCAUCGUUGCAGGAGAACACGUGUUUGAGAACCCCAAUGGUCACGUUGAUGGGGAAGUCACUGAAGAGCAAGGCAACCCUGAGGAGCAGGAGCAGGACAUUUCCACAGAGCUGAUCAAGGUGAAGCUGCUGGUUAACAAAGAGGGACGAUAUGUCUGUGAGCUGUGCCAGAAGACUUUUAAAACAGCCAGCAUCCUCAAAGCUCACAUGAUCACCCACAGCAGCAGGAAGGACUAUGAAUGUAAACUCUGCGGGACCUCCUUCAGGACAAAAGGGUCCCUGAUCCGACACCACCGGCGCCACACUGAUGAAAGACCUUACAGAUGCAAGAAAUGUGGGAAAAGCUUCCGGGAGUCGGGAGCUUUGACUCGGCACCUGAAAUCUCUGACACCUUGCACUGAAAAAAUUUGCUUCAAUAUGAACAAAGAAAUAGUGGUCAACAAGGAUGAUUUGCCAACAGGCUCCUGCAGCUCCAACACAGACCCUGUUCCAUCCAUGGCCAGCGAAGCCAUCGAGACCUCGCCCGUCAUCCACCUGGUGACAGACGCAAAGGGCAACGUUCUCCGGGAAGUCCACGUCCAAAUGCAGGAACUUCCCAUGGUGGAUGCAAAAUCCCUGGACCAAGACGAGCUGCCCUGCGAGGGGGAGGUGAGCAGUGAGAACCUGCUGCGCCAGGCCAUGAGGAACUCGGGGAUUGUCAUUGAGAGGGUGGCUGUGGAGGAGAUCCAGAAGCCUGACCAACCUGCUGUAGCUGCCACAGAAGAGCUAGAGAACCAAGUGGUGGAAGCAGAAGAGGAGCCAAGUGGGGAACAGUGUGUUGAAGUAGAACAAGCAGAGUCUACGGGUGCAGAACGAACAAAUGGGUACAAAAGUUACGUUUGCCCUCACUGUGAUGAAGCCUUCAGUGAAGCUGCUUCCCUCGAAACACACAUCAAAGGGCACAUAGAUUACAAGCCUUUCAAGUGUGAGGAGUGUGGCAAAGAGUUCACCAAGGGCUACCUGCUGAAAAAGCAUCAAGAGGUGCACGUGAACGAGCGGCGCUUCCGCUGCGGGGAGUGUGGGAAGCUCUACAAGACCAUUGCCCACGUGAAGGGGCACCAGCGAGUGCACUCGGACGAGCGGCCCUACUCCUGCCCCAAGUGUGGCAAGCGGUACAAGACAAAGAACGCCCAGCAGGUUCAUUUCCGAACGCACCUGGAGGACAAGCCCUUCGUGUGCCAGUUCUGCAGCCGGGGCUUCCGGGAGAAGGGCUCCCUGGUGCGCCACAUUCGCCACCACACGGGGGAGAAGCCCUUCAAGUGCUACAAGUGCGGGCGGGGCUUUGCCGAGCACGGCACUCUCAACAGGCACUUAAAAACCAAAGGUGGCUGCCUCCUUGCUUUGAAGGAGGUGGAAGAAGCAAUGGUAUCUGAGGAGAGUCAGUCAGCUGACAACUUAGCUGCAACAGUCAUCUCUGAAGAUCCUCACACAGUUCUGGUGGAGUUUUCCUCAGUGGUGGCAGACACUCAGGACUACAUCAUCGAGACUGCCACUGAAGACAUGGAGACCAGCGAAGCUACUGAAAUAAUCGAGGGAACAAGACAUGAGGUCGACAGCCACAUCAUGAAGGUUGUGCAACAAAUAGUCAAUCAGGCAAACUCUGGUCACCAGAUCAUUGUACAGAACGUCACCGUGGCAGAGAACUCUGAAGUGACCUCAGACACUGCAGACACCAUCACCAUCGCCACCCCCGAGAGCCUGACGGAGCAGGUGGCCAUGACAUUGGCUUCUGCCAUCGGAGAGGGAGCUGUGCUGGCCACCGAGGGCAGCAUCCAGACAGAGGAAGCCACAGUGACCAUGGUGGCAUCUGAGGACAUUGAAAUCAUGGAGCAUGGAGACUUUGUGAUUGCCACCCAGGAGGGGGAGGUGGAAGUGCAGACAGUGAUUGUGUAGUGCUCAGCGUGCAGCCAGCAACUGCUGCUCAUCUAAAACCUACUCUUUUUUUCUCCACUUUGGGGAAUUUGAUCAGUCCUGAGUUUGCCAUUAUCAUUGUUCAGAGAGCGAGGGCAAGAACACUUUGAGAGGUACCUGGUUUAACAGGGUGGCACAGCCCUGAGGUGUUUGCUGCUUAACAUGGAAAUAACAGUAGUUAAAAACCU
Molecule: messenger RNA, 2411 nt
Organism: Chaetura pelagica (chimney swift)
Lineage: Eukaryota; Metazoa; Chordata; Aves; Apodiformes; Apodidae
Gene: E4F1
Product: E4F transcription factor 1
Exons: 14
Coding region: 1-2205 (734 amino acids)
Biological process (GO): regulation of transcription by RNA polymerase II
Cellular component (GO): nucleus
Molecular function (GO): DNA-binding transcription factor activity, RNA polymerase II-specific; RNA polymerase II cis-regulatory region sequence-specific DNA binding
Source: RefSeq, a predicted model, not a curated record